Wasmannia auropunctata (little fire ant) is the source of this 1652-nucleotide messenger RNA. RefSeq names its product F-box only protein 22-like. Lineage: Eukaryota; Metazoa; Arthropoda; Insecta; Hymenoptera; Formicidae. Bases 165 to 1337 code for a protein of 390 amino acids. The record is from RefSeq and is a predicted model, not a curated record. The transcript has 5 exons. Gene Ontology annotation, molecular function: protein binding. Gene Ontology annotation, biological process: positive regulation of proteasomal ubiquitin-dependent protein catabolic process; protein polyubiquitination.
CACAUACACACACCACACACAUACAUGCCAUAUACACCAUCUACGCUGUGUUUACGACGUGCAUGCCGUGCGUUGCACUUUCGUCACUUUCGCGGUGAUCUUGUAUCGUGUUAUGAUCGUGUGAUAUUUGACUAGUGGCUAGUUUGAAUUGAAAAAAAGGAUCAAUGGAGGAGCCAAAACGAAAGAGAAUUCGGAAGGAAAAACCUAGCGUGUCCAAGAACGAUGACGACACGCAGAGUAAUGAAAAUACAUUGGACACGAGUACCUAUCUAACCUAUGACAUCUUGAGAAUUCUCUUUAAAUAUUUAGAUGCCAGAGAUCUGGCGAGCUCUGCGAUGGUUUGUAGAUCCUGGCAAGAAGCUGCAAAUAAUGAAAAAUUAACAAGAGGUCCUUGUUGCUUCAUACAGCAUUACAAAACACGACACGACUUUUUAUCUCAUGUCAAGAAUAUCAGAAUUAAACCAUCGGCAGGUUUCUUUUUUAUUCCUGAAAACACACCGCGCAAUGUAGAAGAACGUAUUGAAGCUUUGCUGCCUAAAUAUUGUGAAGCUGUAAUGUUGUACAGUAGAGGUGUUAUUAUGGACAAAGAAAUGGAAUAUCAUCCAUUUCCGAAUAUGGCAUGUGCGUUUUUGCCAGAAAUCCCAAACGUGAGAGUGAAAUCGUUCAACGUGACAACACAUGCACUUAUAGACACAACGGUCGAAUAUCAGGAGAUAAUUAGCAUAAUUAACAAAACAUCUACCUCGAAUCACGAAACGUCAACGUGUCUUAUGUUAUUUUGUAAUUAUAUCGGUCACAUCACAGCAAAGCGUUGGGCCUCAGUCAUACAAAAAAGCACAAAAAAUAAAGUAGUUUCCGUAUGGGGUGGCGUGUUGCAAGACAUUUACGCACAGCGUGCACAUACCGGCAAAGGACAAAAGAAACCCAGACCGACUGAGAGAACGCAUAAACCAUGUUGUUUCGCCGUUCUCAUUACUGGCGCUAUGCAGACGUGGUCCAUGAUUUUGGAGAGGAAAUAUAACACAAAGGAGCGAGUCGAAGCGAGAUUGAAAUUAUUUAAGGAUCAAGUGAAAUUAAAGAAACAUUCCAUAGGAUUUAUGUUCGUGUGCAAAGCUCGUGGAACCGAAAUGUACGAUGAAUCUAACGUAGAAUCAACAAUAUUUAAAAGAAUAUUCCCCAAAGUACCCUUAGUAGGUUGCUUUGGUUAUGGCGAGUUUGGAAAAACUACCGACCUCGAUGAGGUGAACGAAGAAACAAAUAGUAAAGAGGGAAAAAAACGUAAGAAGUCUUGGUAUAACGAAUUCUCUACUGUGUUCUUAAUACUUACGUAUGGUUAACGUUUUAAAAAGAUACAUAUGUGAUUGCUACGUAUUGAACAUAUUUUAUUACUCGUGCAUUACUAGAGUUAGGCUGUCGUGUUCACCGAUUUUUUUCUGUUGUUUCAUAAAACGUAAAAGCAAUGAUCGAUCGACGUUCACAGAAUAAAAACAGUAUAUCUAACGUCAUAGCAAUAAAUCCGAGUACAGAGAUUUGUACCUUAUUCUUAGAAUGCAAUAUCUACGGAUGCGCGUUUUGUACGAGUCCUAAAAUGAUGUUAUUGAUGAGCAAAAAAAAAACAAGUUAUAACUAUAAUAUAUUAUAUGUUCGUACUA